GAAGGCAGGAAGUUGAAGGGAGGCAUCCAGAGGAGCACAGAGACGGGUUUGGCGGUGGAGAUGCCCAGUCGGACCGUUCGGCAGGCCAGCCAUGAGUCCAUAGAGGACAGCAUGAACAGCUACGGCUCCGAGGGCAAUCUGAACUAUAGUGGGAUGUGUUUGGCAUCAGACGCCCAGUUCAGCGACUUCCUGGAUGGGAUGGGACCCGCUCAGUUUGUUGGGCGACAGACUCUGGCGACAACAUCCAUGGGUGACGUAGAGAUCGGUCUGAUGGAGAGGAAUGGAGGUCUGGAGGUGGAGGUCAUCCAGGCCAGAGGACUCACCAUGAAACCAGGUUCAAAAGGACCUCCAGCCGCCUACAUCAAAGUUUACCUCCUGGAGAACGGCAUCUGUGUGGCCAAGAAGAAGACCAAGUCAGUGAGGAAGUCUCUGGAUCCUCUCUACAACCAGGUCCUGGUCUUCUCUGAAAGCCCGCAGGGGAAAGUGGUACAGGUCAUCGUUUGGGGCAACUAUGGACGGAUGGACCGCAAAUGCUUCAUGGGCGUAGCUCGAAUCCUCUUGGAGGAGCUGGACCUCAGCACCAUGGUGAUUGGCUGGUACAAGCUCUUCCCUACCUCCUCCAUGGUGGACCCAACGAUGGCGCCUCUCAUCCGCCACUCCUCCCAAAUGUCCCUGGAGAGCACCAUUGGGCCCUGCUGUGAGCGACCCUAA
This is a messenger RNA of Scomber japonicus (chub mackerel), 711 nucleotides long. RefSeq names its product regulating synaptic membrane exocytosis 4 (gene rims4). Gene Ontology annotation, cellular component: cytoskeleton of presynaptic active zone; presynaptic membrane. Gene Ontology annotation, biological process: calcium ion-regulated exocytosis of neurotransmitter; positive regulation of synaptic transmission; regulation of synaptic plasticity. The transcript has 5 exons. NCBI's taxonomy places the organism in Eukaryota, Metazoa, Chordata, Actinopteri, Scombriformes, Scombridae. Gene Ontology annotation, molecular function: small GTPase binding; transmembrane transporter binding. The coding region runs from base 61 to 711 and encodes 216 amino acids. The record is from RefSeq and is a predicted model, not a curated record.